AUGAACCACCACCACCACUACCACUACCACGGCGGGACUGCGGCCACAUGACAUUCCUCCCUUACGUCCCCCGCACGUUGGUCGGCACUCUAAUCCCCAAGUACCUAGUAAUAAUUAGCCGUACAAUUUCUGCUCAAGCCGCAGUUAGCAAUGCUAACUUCAAUCCCAUCCCACGACCGCCAAACCAGCCCACUGAAGAUUAUGCAAAAACCAUAGCAACCCAAAUCUCAAAGUGCACUAAUUUGAAACAGCUUAACCAAAUCCACGCUCACAUCACGCGCACCCACUUUUUAGCAUUGUACCCAGUUUCAUUUCAUUAUAACAAUCUAAUGAGAUCGUAUGCCAAUCUAAAUUCACCCGUAAAGGCUCACCAUUUGUUUGUUGAAAUGUCCCGAGCUGGUAUUACAGUAGACACAUUUACACUACCAAUUGUACUAAAAUCCGUGUCCCAAUAUUUUUAUUCAUCGAUGUUAAGACAGGUUCACGGGAUGGCAAUUAAGUUGGGGCUAGAGAAAAAUAUGUAUUGUGAGAGUGGGUUGAUAAGUUUGUAUUGUAAGGCGGGUGAGUUUCGAAACGCCCAUAAAUUGUUUGAUGAAAAUACCGACAGGAAGUUGGGUUCCUGGAAUGCUUUGAUUGCUGGCUUGUCACAAAGUGGGCGUGGGAAGGAAGCGAUAAGGAUGUUUAUGCAAUUGAAAGAAUGUGGGUUUCAGCCUGAUGAUGUUACGAUGGUUAGUGUAACUUCUGCUUGUGGAGGUUUAGGGGAUGUGAAUUUAGCACUUCAGUUGCAUAAAUGUGUGUUUCAAGCAAAAAGUUUGGAAAAGUUGGAUUUGUUGAUGAUGAAUUCACUUAUUGAUAUGCAUGGAAAGUGUGGUAGAAUGGAUUUGGCUAACAAGGUGUUUAUGAAGAUGGAAGAAAGAAAUGUGUCAUCCUGGACAUCUAUGAUUGUCGGCUAUGCAAUGCAUGGGCACGUCAGGGAUGCACUAGAGUGCUUCCAUGAUAUGAGAAAUGCUGGAGUGAAGCCUAACCAUGUAACAUUUGUUGGAGUGUUGAGUGCAUGUGUUCACGGUGGGAGGGUGCAGGAGGGAAAACAUUAUUUCAAGAUGAUGAAGAAUGAGUAUGGGAUUGCUCCCAUGUUGCAACAUUAUGGAUGCAUGGUGGAUUUGCUAGGCCGGGGAGGUUUACUUGAUGAAGCUAGGGUCAUGGUGGAAGAGAUGCAAAUGAAACCUAAUGUGGUCAUUUGGGGUUGUUUGAUGGGUGCCUCUGAGAAAUAUGGAGCUGUUGAGAUGGGAGAGUGGGUAGCUAAGCACUUGCUUGAGUUGGAACCUUGGAAUGAUGGGGUAUACGUGGUUUUAUCCAAUAUCUAUGCUAGUAAUGAUCUGUGGGAAGAGGUAGAAAGAAUAAGAGGGAUUAUGAAGGAGAGAAAACUGGCUAAGAUUCCAGCUUAUAGCUUAUCCACUAGCACUGGUUGAAAUCCACUAGAUUAGCAUGCAUUGGUUUUCUUUUAAUUUAUCCUUUUAUCAGAUGCAGUUUUAAUUGGACUAUUUGUGAUUAACUGA
Molecule: messenger RNA, 1556 nt
Organism: Coffea arabica (coffee)
Lineage: Eukaryota; Viridiplantae; Streptophyta; Magnoliopsida; Gentianales; Rubiaceae
Product: pentatricopeptide repeat-containing protein At1g77170, mitochondrial
Biological process (GO): RNA modification
Molecular function (GO): RNA binding; protein binding
Source: RefSeq, a predicted model, not a curated record